Molecule: messenger RNA, 598 nt
Organism: Solenopsis invicta (red fire ant)
Lineage: Eukaryota; Metazoa; Arthropoda; Insecta; Hymenoptera; Formicidae
Product: cytochrome P450 6k1-like
Exons: 1
Coding region: 58-423 (121 amino acids)
Molecular function (GO): monooxygenase activity; oxidoreductase activity, acting on paired donors, with incorporation or reduction of molecular oxygen; heme binding
Source: RefSeq, a predicted model, not a curated record
UUGUUUAAUAUUAGUACUUCGCAAACUCGACAUUUGAAAAAAUGUAUUAAUAAUUAAAUGUCAAUUUUGCCAUUCAACAGAUAUUCAACAGAUGUAAUUACGUCAACGGCUUUUGGUAUCAAAUCAAACUGCAUUAAGGAACCAAAUAAUGAGUAUCGUAUCCAAGAAAAAAAUCUUAUCAAUAUAAAUUCUAUAAAGAUCGCCUUGACUAUGUUUGCGCCACAAAUCAUGGACUUCUUUUCUAUUCCCUUCUUUUCGCAAUCUGUCGCUGACUUUUAUAUAAAAAUGUUUCGAGAGACUGUGGAAUAUAGGCAAGCUAAUCAUAUCGUCAGACCAGACUUUAUGAACUUGCUCAUACAACUCAUGGAGAGAGGCUACGUUGAUCCUGAAGAUGACAAAAGUACGUCCAACGAAUCAUGUUAAUAUACACAGAUAAUGUUUAUCAUUAUAAUUAUAAUUUAUCAUGAUACACUUAGAGAAAUCGUUUGGUAAGAUCAACCAAAUUUUUUAGUUACUAAUUCCAAAAACAUUGCAUACAUUUAACAAAACUUUUUAUAAUUAGUUGUACAAAAAUAAUUUUUUGGUUGAAACAACUACA